AUGGAGAUAAAAACCGCCAGUAAGAAGGACGGCGGGUACAAAGAUGGCUCGUUCUACCUAAAAGGCCCGUUCUGCCACACGCUGAAAACUCUGGUAGGAGACGUAUACAACGCCAUUAUUGAGGCCGCUGGGGUCGAAGACUGCCCUAUGCCGGGCGAUCUUGAAGUAACCGACUUCUACCUGGACAGUGAUAAAUUAAACGAUCAAAUUUUGUACGGCGAGUACAGAGCUAGAAUCCACUUCUUUGUCGAAGAACAAUUGAAGGGAUGCUAUUUGAUGUACAUGAAUUUAGUUCCAAAAGAAGAUUGA
This is a messenger RNA of Leguminivora glycinivorella, 309 nucleotides long. RefSeq lists its product as uncharacterized. The transcript is spliced from 2 exons. The coding region runs from base 1 to 309 and encodes 102 amino acids. Lineage: Eukaryota; Metazoa; Arthropoda; Insecta; Lepidoptera; Tortricidae. The record is from RefSeq and is a predicted model, not a curated record.